AUGGUCAUAAACUCCGGUACAGAUACCCUCUCGUACCCCGUCCAGCAGCCUGUGCAUCAGGUUGUGGGCAAGGAGAGCGGGGAGAAGAGGGCUUUGCCUGUUACGCUUCUUUCGGGGUUUUUGGGAAGCGGCAAAACAACACUCCUCGAACAUAUUCUCAAAUCACCAGACCAUGGUCUUCGAAUUGCUGUCAUUGUCAAUGACAUGUCUCGUUUGAACAUAGACGCAACCCUGAUAACCCACCACCACGUAACCCGCACCAAAGAGAAGCUCAUCCAACUCCAAAACGGUUGCAUCUGCUGCACAUUGCGCGGCGACCUGUUAGCCGAACUCGCCCGGUUGGCCCAAAAGAACGACGUGCAAUAUGUUGUUAUCGAGAGUACGGGGAUUAGCGAGCCGAUGCAGGUUGCUGAGACAUUUACAACAGAGUUCGGGGCUGUGUUUGAUCAGGAGGAGUUGGGGGAGUUGAGUGAAGAGGAUAAGGCAGUUUUGGUUGAUGUGAAGAAGAAUGGGUUGCAUACAAUGGCCCGCCUCGACACAACAGUAACCGUCCUCGAUGCAUUCAACAUCUACGCCAACCUCGACACUGCAGACUUCCUCUCUGACCGCUAUGGCGACGCCAUCGUCCCUGAAGACGAGCGCACAAUCUCAGACCUCCUUGUCGACCAGAUUGAGUUUGCAGAUGUUCUUAUCAUCAACAAAACGGAUAUGAUUGAUCCUCCCCGUCUGGCUAGGAUAAAACACCUUCUUACACUACUGAAUCCUAAUGCCAAGGUGCUGGAGAGUAAGUACUCGAAGGUCGAUGUAAGGGAGAUCAUCAAGACGGGACGGUUUGAUUUUCUGAAGGCUGCUAGUGGAGCUGGGUGGUUGAGGAGCUUGCAUGAGAUGACUUUGCAGAAGACGGGGAAUGGAGAGAGAAUGGCACCGAAGCCGGAGACACUUGAAUACGGGAUCAACAACUUUGUGUACUCGGCAAGACGGCCAUUUAAUCCUCGGAAACUAUGGGACUUGCUGCAUAACAAGUUCAUCCUUCUCCAACAUGGCGAUGGCGAAGAAGAAGAUGAAGAAGAGGAGGACGAAGAUGAGGAUGAGGACGACAAUGGUGAGGACAAAAUGGACGAAGGCGAAGAUAGAAACGAAGAAGGAGCCUCUGAUGAAGAAAACGAAAUGGUAAUCGACCCCGACGAAGCCCUCCAAAACAAACGCACCCACCCCGCCUUCUCCCCCCUCCUCCGAUCUAAAGGCUUCUUUUGGCUCGCAUCCCGCCCCUUCCAAUCAGGUGAGUGGUCACAAGCCGGCGCUAUCCUGACCAUUUCCUGCGGCGGGAAGUGGUUUGCCGAGGAAGAUCCUGCCAAUUGGCCCGAGGAUCCUGACGUCCGCAAGUCCAUUGAGAAUGACUUUGAUGGACGAUGGGGAGACAGACGGCAGGAGAUUGUGAUGAUUGGGGAGGGGAUUGACACGGAGAAGGUCACGGAGGUGUUCGAUCAGUGUUUGUUGGAUGAUGAGGAAAUGAAGCAAUGGGAGGGUGUUAUGGAGGGUGAUGGGUCGAGGGACGACAAGGAAGAUGCUAUGAUGGAUAUUUGGGAGGAUGGGUUUGAGGGGUGGAAUGAGGCCGAGGAGGAAGAUGGACAUAUGCAUUGA
Messenger RNA from Aspergillus ruber CBS 135680, 1641 nucleotides. RefSeq names its product CobW domain protein. Lineage: Eukaryota; Fungi; Ascomycota; Eurotiomycetes; Eurotiales; Aspergillaceae. The record is from RefSeq and is a predicted model, not a curated record. The coding region runs from base 1 to 1641 and encodes 546 amino acids. The transcript has 5 exons.